GUCACCCGGUAGGAGCAGUGUUGUGCUUUUUAUUGCCUUCAUUCCAUUGUUUGUGAGCAUAGCUAAAGUGCAUUGCUGCGGGGUUAGAAGCAGCUCCAUAACACCGAAUUGAGCUGAAUUGAAAUCAAUUCUUUAACUUCUUCAUGGUUCCUUUGUUUUGUUUGUUGCGAUAAUUUACGCAAUACCAUCCAUUAGCCAUCCUUGCGAAGUGCUUUAUAAGUGUGUACGUGUGCGGUCGUGGCUAAGUGUUUGAGCGUUCUGAUACUACUGCUACAGUAGGCCAUGUCCUUCGGUGGUGUUUUGGUGCAGCAGUGGUGAGAAGGAGGGCGAAUAAAAAAACGGCCAAUCAGCCCGAAGAAAGUGGUGCGUCAGUGUACGGGGGGUAGAAAAGCAUCCCACCCCCUUCCAUCCAUCUAUCCCAUUUCCCCGCCAAAAAAAACGGUGGGUGAUUGAAAUUCUUCGCGGUGUGCGUAGUGUAAGGGUGUAAAGGAGGAAGAAAAAUGGGUCAAGCAGCCAGCCAGGAUGAUGCGGAACAGGGUGGACAAGCUGGCGGUGAGGAGGAGGACGACGACGGGGGCAUCAUCCCGAUGCGAUCGGACCGCUUCCUAGUGACGGACAGUGACAUUGCGUGCGAGGAAGCGGCACGAUUGACCGCAGACCAGCAGGAAGAUCCAUCGCCGGACGAUGAUGAUGGAGGAUGCGAGUACCAUGAUAUGCCGCCACCACCGGACGGUGGGUACGGCUGGGUGAUCGUGUUUGCGUCCUUCAUGUGCAACAUGAUCGUGGACGGUAUCGCAUACACGUUCGGCGUGUUCCUGAACGAGUUUGUGGUGUACUUCGGCGAAGGCAAAGGCACGGUGGCUUGGGUCGGUAGCUUGCUCAGCGGCAUGUACUUAAGUGCCGGUCCGGUCGUGUCGGCAUUGGCAAACAAGUUCGGCUGUCGGGCGGUCUGUAUUGCCGGCAGUAUCAUAUCCUGCGCGGCAUUUGCACUCAGUACGCUCAGCACCUCGGUGACCAUGCUGAUGCUCACGUACGGCGUAAUGGGUGGCAUCGGCUUUGGUCUCAUCUAUCUGCCGGCCGUCGUAGCCGUCGGUUACUACUUCGAAACGAAACGUUCGCUGGCGACCGGUAUUGCUGUGUGUGGGUCCGGCUUCGGUACGUUUGCGUUCGCUCCCCUUGCCAAUUUGUUGCUGGAGAACUUUGACUGGAAAAACUCGAACCUGAUCCUGGCGGGGUUGAUCCUGAACUGCGCUGUGUUUGGUGCGAUGAUGCGGCCGCUUACUUACCCGAAGGACGAUAAAGUGAAACCAUUGAUGCAGCGCAUGUACGAGGAGAAACGUCUCCAGAUGGAGCGUGGCUCUAUCGGUGGAUCGUACUUUAUGGUUCAGCUGCCCGACGGCACGAUGGAGAAAAGACUGAAAGCACCAUUGAACGCUGAUCCCGGCGUACACUCCAGCCUUGCCCUGGACCAGCUGGCGGCCCAGCAAGGUGGAAUGCAUCCGGUUGCAACGCUGCCCACAAUUUCGGAGUUUAAAACGCAGGAACAGAACGGCAGCAGUGGCUCAUCGUCCGAAUCGAGCCAGAUCGAGAUGAAGAAACCGUUGAACAAGAAGCGCAACACAAACUCCGAGUCGGAUGCGGCCGACUACGGUGGGGACAAUUUGCCCCGCAAUGCCUCACAGCCUGCCUUUACCAGCCAUCAGUCGGGUAUCCCGAAGAAUGGAUCCGUACCGACGUUCGAUCGCGUCCGUAAACACUCGACUGGAGAGCGAUUCAAACCGUCGCUGGCGGCCAUCAAGGCUAGCUCGCGGGGCGAUGUCGGUAGCAACGGUGACGUACGUAAAUCAAUGCAUCUCAGACUCUCGCGCGGCUCAGUCAAUGGAAGCAAAAAUAAUAACGCUGAGGAAUUCGACGAUGGCAGCAUGUUUACCUCAAAAGCUUCGCUGAAGGCGGAUCGUCCGGUAAUGGUCCGUCCGCUGUCACGUAAGGACAUCUUCUACUCCGGUUCCGUAACCAACCUCAAAGAGUUCCAGUCCCAAAAGUCGCUAACGAACUAUCGCAAUUCCGUCGUAUCACUGACCAAGUUCGAAAAGGAGCAUCGGAAUGAUGUGCGGGAUGACGUAGAGAAAGGAAGAGAAGAACAGUACGAUCUGUGCCCCUGUUUGGUGUUACCGGAAUCGUUCAAGAAUGCAAUCGGUGCCAUGAUGGAUGUUAGUUUGCUGCGCGAUCCCGUCUUCAUGAUGAUUGGCGUUUCGAACAUCUUCGGUAUGGCCGGUCUGUACGUCCCAUUCGUGUACCUGGUCGAUGCGGCUGUUUUAGAUGGAAUUGAACAAAACUCUGCCUCCUUCCUUAUCUCGAUCAUUGGCAUUACCAACACGGUAGGACGUAUCGUGUGCGGCUAUGUGGCAGACUUCCCGCAAGUGGACGCCCUGUUUCUCAACAACAUCUGUCUAGUCAUCUCCACCGUAGCGGUCGCCCUGACGCCUUUCUGCCACAGUUACGCGGCGUACGUGGCAAUGGCCAUCGCAUUCGGUAUUGCCAUCGCUGGCUACAUUUCACUGACGUCAAUUAUUCUGGUCGAUCUGCUCGGGCUGGACAAGCUGACGAAUGCGUUCGGUUUGCUGAUUCUUUUCCGUGGUGCCGCCACGAUCGUCGGUUCACCGCUGGCCGGAGCCCUGUACGAUGCCACACAAUCUUACUCCAUACCGUUCUUUGUCGCUGGAGGACUGUUUGCCCUGUCGGCCAUAACGAGUUUUGCGGCACCAGCCAUGAAAAGAUUCCGCAAACAAUCGGAAGCACCCGUGCACGUCGAGGUGUUGACUCCGAUCGAUGAGGAACCGUCUGAAGAUUUGGCGGACGAUGAUCAACCGAUCACGAUGGUACCGAAGAUCAUACAAACGGCACCCAGUCCGUCCACUGAGCAACCAGUGACUUCGAAUAUCACCUCCACUACCACCAUUAACAACGAUGACCGUAAGCAAUCGCAGUCCAAUGGCGGCACGAAGGAUACCGCCAAGGAAGUGAGCCAGAUGGAAUCCGUUCUGUAACGGAACCGUGGUUCGGCAACGGGUUCGUAACGAGUGUACCAAAAUACGAUGUCGGAGAAAAAGCCAACACUGAAUGAUAUGGAGUAAGCGGCACACGUCGUGUGUCGUUCCAAUGCCUAAACGUCCACAGGAUGCUCAUCUAAACGUGAUCGAUGAACCUCAUCUUCCUCUCAUCCACUUGCUUGCAUACAAGCAAAACAGUUAAAAAACGCCCAAAAAUGGAUGGUAGGAUGCGGGUAAGGUAAUCGAAAGCGAUUAGACGGGUAGUUUAACGGGAGGGAGCGAGAGAGUGGUGCGAUUCGAGUGUGAGCGUGUCAAAAGUGGCCGCUACCGACUCCAAUGUUUCAACUAGCUAGUGUUAGGCUUACCUAAUUAUACCUAAAGAAGAAGAUUUGUUUUGAUUAUGUUAUUUUUAAUUAAAACAAAACGAAAUGUUUUUAUCGCGACGUAGCGAAUGCGUGUACGUGGGACGUAUAGUGUAGCAUCAAGUGGGUAAUGUGGAACAAAUUGCAGUGCAACAAAAAAAGCACAAGUAGGAAAGUAGAAGAAAAGAAAAGCAAGGAAACUAUGGGACAAAACAAAGCGAAGGAGAAAAAAACAGCAUAGUGAAACAGAAAGCGAAAAGAUGGAUGAAAGCAACAUAAUCGAGAACAAAACAAACCAGAAAACAAAGAAGGAAACGUUAGUGUCAUAGUAAGAUACGAAAGAAGUGAAUGAAUGUGUUAAAAUGUGUGCAAAGCAUAGAUGUAAACAAAUCAAAAACAGAUGAAAAAACCAAAAAAAAUCAACAAAAUGAGUAUCGUGUGUAGUA
Messenger RNA from Anopheles moucheti, 3858 nucleotides. RefSeq names its product monocarboxylate transporter 13. Gene Ontology annotation, biological process: monocarboxylic acid transport; transmembrane transport. The coding region runs from base 501 to 3047 and encodes 848 amino acids. The record is from RefSeq and is a predicted model, not a curated record. Gene Ontology annotation, molecular function: monocarboxylic acid transmembrane transporter activity. The transcript is spliced from 10 exons. NCBI's taxonomy places the organism in Eukaryota, Metazoa, Arthropoda, Insecta, Diptera, Culicidae.